AUGGCCUACACUUUCGCUCUUACCUACUAUAGCCGCCUCUUCCAUGAACCCAUUCCCCUCAACUAUCAUCGCCAUAAUCAAUCCUUUGCUCACCGCCCGAUAUCCCUCACCAUUGACAUUCCUCUACCCGACUUCAUUGAUCUUGACCUUGACUUCCGUCAACUGGUCCAUAACCUCGGGUGGGGAUUUCUCAUUGAUGACAUUCCAUCUCUUGUGUGUCCUGCUGCUGUGCGUUACUUCUUCUCCAACCUCCGCUACUUUGGCCUCCAUUCUCGCACCCUGUCAUCCUUGGUGGCGGGUCAUCUCAUGACUCUUCCUGCUAAUGCCAUCGGCAAGUUCCUGAAUUUUCCUGCACAUCGGAGAAAAUCUUGCUCACGUGUCUGA
Molecule: messenger RNA, 384 nt
Organism: Linum trigynum
Lineage: Eukaryota; Viridiplantae; Streptophyta; Magnoliopsida; Malpighiales; Linaceae
Source: the annotation of a GenBank genome assembly